CGAGGCCCGAGCAGUCUUCUGCUGGCCGUGCGCGCGAUACACACACACACACACACACGUGGUGCAGUGAUAUAGCCCCACAGUAGCAUCCCACAGUAGCAUCCCUCUCCGCGCGUUCUGUGCACGCGAUAUUAUACGAGGACAUGUCGGCGCUCGCGCGGCCCGGGCCGGCCCGGCCCUGAGAGCAUGUGGACGAUGCACCAGGAGCCAGCCCAGCGUUCGCUCACGAGGACGAUGUCGCCCCUCGGCCAGCCGGCCGAGGAGGCGGACGCCGGAGCCACGGCGGUCAGGCAGCCCCGAGUGCGCGGCCACGUGCUGCUGCCGGCCGAGCCCUUCCGCUACGAGCACCUGCAGCGGCACCUGCACUCCGAGCCCGCCGCCAGGACGGAGCUCGGGGAGGAGCUCGUCGCCGGGGCCAAGGCCAAGCGCAGCGAGCCCGAGGACGAGGAGAGCGAGGAGGAGGAGCCCGGCAAGACGCGGCCGAGGCCCGCCGAGGAGGACGACGAGGAGGAGGACGAGGAGCGGGAGAAGCGCGACGAGGACGUCGAGGUCGACGUCGAGGUCGACGAGAGCAACCCCAGCAGCCCCGUCGACCUGACCGCCUCCUCGAGGUGCCCCUCGAACCCCGACGUCUCGCAGUUCGCGCAGCCCCGGGCCGGCCUGCACCAGCCGUUCGGCUGCCUGGCCAACGGGGCCGCCCUGCUGCCGCACCACAGCCCCGUGCUGAUGGCCAGCAACGGGCAGCACCCGCUCGGCGUCCCGACGGUCUACCACCUCGGCCCGCUGCCGUCGGCCCUCGUCUGCGGUGGCCCGAGGAGCUGCGCGACGUCCGGCGCCGUGACGAGCACCACGACCAGCACCGCCGGGCCCGGGGGCCAGGGCAACAAGCGCGGACUGGCCUUCUCCGUGGAGAACAUCCUCGACCCGAACAAGUUCACCGGGGGCCGGAUCGUGCACAGCGGGCUGGCGCACCGGCGCAGGCGACACAGCGGCAGCGUUCACGAAGAUGGUGAUUCGCGGGGCGAAUUCGCGAGCGGCAGCGGCCAGGAGGACGAGGCCGGGACGCCGGACCACCUGGACAUGGACAUGGACGACGACGCCCUGGACGAGGACGAGGACGACGACGUGGACAUGCGAACCAGCACCUCCGAUCAGCAGGACAUCGACGGCUCGAGCCACAUCCACGACAGUAACGCCUCGACGCCCUCCAACUGCAGCGGCAACGGCGCCAACAACAACAACAACAACAACAACCCCAGCAAAAAGCGCCAGUCCUCCUCCCUGUCCUCCGGUUCCUCCGGCGGUCAGAACUGCCCGUCCGGCCAGAGCAACGGCGGCGGCGGUGGCGGCAGCAACAGCAGCAGCGGCGGCGGCAAACCCCGUCGUGCCCGGACGGCCUUCACCUACGAGCAGCUCGUCGCCCUGGAGAACAAGUUCAAGACCACGAGGUACCUCUCCGUCUGCGAGAGGCUGAACCUCGCGCUGUCGCUCUCCCUCACCGAGACGCAGGUGAAGAUCUGGUUCCAGAACCGGCGGACCAAGUGGAAGAAGCAGAACCCGGGCCUGGACGUCAACAGCCCGACGGUCCCGACGACGCCUCCCCACCCUACACCCUACGGGCCCGCGUUCCUCUUCGCGACCCACCCGCACGGCCACGCCCACCCCCACGCGCACCCGCACAGUCACGUGCACCAUGCGCCGCCUCCCCCACCGCCGCCAGGCUACUACCACCACCCGGCGCCCCCCUACGCUCCCUCCGGGCCCAGCUUCUUCGGGCAUCACCUCACGGGCCCCGCGACGCCCGUCUCCGUGGGGGUAGCCACGCCUCAGCCGGCCGCCGCCACCCCCACCUCCAGCGCCGGUUUGGGCCUCAGCCAGACCGCGACGGCCGCCGCCGGUCACGCGCACCCACACGCGUAGCGAAUCCAGGCGGUGCGCCUCGUCGUGCCCGGCAACUGGCCCAGCAACUCCGAUGAGUGAUGCUGCCUGUAAAUAGAUGGACGACUUCUUGCGGCCACAUACAUAUCCCGGCGGAGGAUGACGGGGCGAGACACUCCAAGGGCUUUCAUUAUCCGUGAGAGAGAGAGAGGAGAUGGUGUAAAUCUACUAGCGGAGAAACUACGAUGUUUUUGUACAGAUGAAAGUGCAAUAUGGGCGAUGUGAAUAUAGACAUAUGAUACUUAUCGAAAUGUUUCGCAAUCUCUCAUUCGUCAGAAGAGCCUAGUUUAGCCUACUACGUUCGUCUAUAUUCAAUAGAAGAAAAUUCUCGUUGAACAAGUUGGUUCCACUCGACGCUCGAGAGCCGCAAACAAUUAUCCAAGUAACUAUAAAUACACAUAGAUAUCCAAUGCGACGGGGCCUUGGAGCGAGGCUUUUGUAAAAUACGCGUACGAUAUAAUUUCGGUGUACGAAAAUAACCAAAGACUCUAUACCUACCAAAGAGCGAACGGUGCGUGUAUAUAAAUACACCUACCGCUCGCAGUAUAUCGUCGCGACGAACGUUUGCGAGCGUGUAACUGCUGUAUCCAGAGAAAAAGAAUGAAAAGUGUGUGUGUGUGUGUGUGUGUGUGUGUGUGUGUGUGUGUGAGUGCGAUCCAAGGUCUAUUAUCUAUAUCUCUCCUCUGUAAAAUAAACGCGCUUGUAAACCUCCGGCCGAGUUCGCACGUGUUGAAUGUAUAAGCCCUCUACACCUCUGUAACCGAGACUAAGAAAACAUCGCCUGUGGGCGACUCGUUUUUUAUGCUCCCUCUGUCGCUCUCUUUUCCGUUGAGGCGCGGGAGUACGCCGGAAUUCGCAGCAUUUUCGACGUUUUGUACAUAGUUCUCGUUAGGUUAAACUCUGUACGCCGGAUAUAUAAACCAAGACACUGUAAAUACAACAAGUAUGCACAUAAUUAAUUUGAAGUUAAAUAUAAGUAAGCGCAUUGUUAUCACGUACACCGUAUCGUCGCAGAAUGUUUUCAACGAUUUACCGACGAGAGACUCUGGUCUAUAAAUUUGCGUUAUAAUACCACUCCGUGUAUGGAUCAUGUCCAUACGGAAGCAGGAGCUAUUUUAUAGAAGGUUUAUUUGAUUAAAGCAACACAUCAGCAUCACAAGACGUAUA
This is a messenger RNA of Nasonia vitripennis (jewel wasp), 3105 nucleotides long. RefSeq lists its product as uncharacterized. Gene Ontology annotation, biological process: regulation of transcription by RNA polymerase II; cell differentiation. The transcript has 2 exons. Lineage: Eukaryota; Metazoa; Arthropoda; Insecta; Hymenoptera; Pteromalidae. Gene Ontology annotation, molecular function: DNA-binding transcription factor activity, RNA polymerase II-specific; RNA polymerase II cis-regulatory region sequence-specific DNA binding. Gene Ontology annotation, cellular component: nucleus. The record is from RefSeq and is a predicted model, not a curated record. The coding region runs from base 187 to 1920 and encodes 577 amino acids.